Phodopus roborovskii (desert hamster) is the source of this 1219-nucleotide messenger RNA. RefSeq names its product zinc finger protein 844. Gene Ontology annotation, biological process: regulation of DNA-templated transcription. The record is from RefSeq and is a predicted model, not a curated record. The transcript is spliced from 6 exons. The coding region runs from base 61 to 1194 and encodes 377 amino acids. Lineage: Eukaryota; Metazoa; Chordata; Mammalia; Rodentia; Cricetidae.
GCUGUGAGCGCCGGUACCGGGAACUGUGGGGAGAGAGUGGGCGAGCCCGGAAGCCACGCCAUGGAUUUUUUGGCCUUUGAGGAUGUGGCAGUAAAGUUCAGCCAAGAAGAAUGGAUUUUGCUAGAUCAUUCUCAGAAGAAACUAUACAGAGAUGUGAUGUUGGAAACCUGCAGUAACCUUACUUCCUUAGGCAUCAUAUGGGAAGAUGAGAAUAUUGAAGAGCAGUACAGACAUUCUUGGAGAUAUCUAAGAAAUUACAUGGUAGAUGCAAUCAGUGAGCAUAAAGAAGGUGGUCAGUUUCAAGAAACCUAUACCUGGAUCCGAAAUUUCCAUAGUAAUGCAAACAUUUCUACUGGAAUAAAACCAUUUGAAUGUGGUGUGUGUAGAAAAGUUUUCACUUGUCAUUCAUCCUUUAAUGAACACAUCAUGUCUCACUUGGGGGAUAAACCAUCUGAACAGAAAUAUGUUCUCUUCGCUAUCAUGAAAGGAUUCAUAAUGCAGAAAAAACUUAUGUAUGCAAACAGUGUGGUAAAGCUUUCAAAUGUCAAAGUUACCUUCGAAUACAUGAAAGAAUUCACAAUGAGAAAGCUGAAGGAAAUCCCUGUGAAUGUAAGGAGUGUGGCAAGUCCUUUGUUUCUCGAUAUUUACUUCAAAUGCAUGAAAGGUCUCAUUCUGCAGAGAAACGCUAUGAAUGUAAGGUAUGUGGUAAAACCUUCAUUUAUCCCUCUUUUCUUCAAAGGCAUGAAAGAACGCAUACUGGAGAAAAACCGUAUGAAUGUAAACAGUGUGGUAAGGCCUUCAGAGUUCAGAGUUCCCUUCGAUUACAUGAACGAACUCAUUCUGAGGAAAAACCUUAUGAAUGUCAACAUUGUGGUAAAGCCUUCUGGCGUUUCCCUUCUCUUCAAGUACAUGAAAGAAUCCAUACUGGAGAAAAGCCCUUUGAGUGUAAACAAUGUGGCAAAACUUUCAGAUGUCACAGCUCCCUUCAAAGACAUGAAAGAACUCAUAGCCAGGAAAAACCAUAUGAAUGUAAACAGUGUGGUAAGGCCUUUAGAUGUCACCGGUCCUUUCAAAGACAUGGAAAAACUCAUGCUGGAGAGAAGGCCCCAUGAAUCUGAACAGUGUACAAAAACUUUUAGAUGUUGUAAUUUCCUUGUAAUGUUUGAAAAUACUCCUAGGAAGAAAAUGUGGUAGUAUAAAACAAGUGGUGAAAGCUUUG